Molecule: messenger RNA, 1254 nt
Organism: Acipenser ruthenus (sterlet)
Lineage: Eukaryota; Metazoa; Chordata; Actinopteri; Acipenseriformes; Acipenseridae
Gene: hspbp1
Product: HSPA (heat shock 70kDa) binding protein, cytoplasmic cochaperone 1
Molecular function (GO): protein binding
Source: RefSeq, a predicted model, not a curated record
AGACUCUGAUUUCCAUGGGGAUGGUGCAGCAACUCGUGUCUCUCCUCAGAACGGAUCACAGCCCCUUCCAUGAGCACGUGCUCGGCGCCCUCUGCAGUCUGGUUAGCGGGGACCCCCGGGGCGUGGCGGGAGUGCAGGGACCCCCAUCUGAGGCUGGAGGGGCUUCUGAAGGACCGAGCGACAGAACUGAGGGAGAGGGAGGAGUGUCAGGAGGAGCUGGAGUUCUGUGAUCGAUUGCUUCGGACUUGCUUCGGAUCUCAGUCUGAGGACAGCGGAAUGGAUCGCUGAUUCACCGAGAAGCUCAUUGGCUCCUGAGUGUUCCGUGCUCUCUGAUUCGUUCACAGAUGCGUUUUUGUGUUUUGUUUUGUUUUUUUCCCCCAGUAUGUUUUUCUUUUUUUCAAAUAAAAACUUUAAUAAGUUUUUGAAAACUUAAAGAGAGAAAGUCAAGUCAGCAGAGAAACGUUUUAAUGCCUUCGUCAUCCAGAACUUCACUGGAUCAGAAACUCCAAACCAGAAGAGACUGAGAGAGAAAGUCAAGUUAGCAGAGAAACGUUUUAAUGCCUUCGUCAUCCAGAACUUCACUGGAUCAGAAACUCCAACCAGAAGAGACCGAGAGAGAAAGUCAAGUUAGCAGAGAAACGUUUUAAUGCCUUCGUCAUCCAGAACUUCACUGGAUCAGAAACUCCAAACCAGAAGAGACCGAGAGAGAAAGUCAAGUUAGCAGAGAAACGUUUUAAUGCCUUCGUCAUCCAGAACUUCACUGGAUCAGAAACUCCAAACCAGAAGAGACUGAGAGAGAAAGUCAAGUUAGCAGAGAAACGUUUUAAUGCCUUCGUCAUCCAGAACUUCACUGGAUCAGAAACUCCAAACCAGAAGAGACUGAGAGAGAAAGUCAAGUUAGCAGAGAAACGUUUAAUGCCUUCAUCAUCCAGAACUUCACUGGAUCAGAAACUCCAAACCAGAAGAGACCGAGAGAGAAAGUCAAGUUAGCAGAGAAACGUUUUAAUGCCUUCGUCAUCCAGAACUUCACUGGAUCAGAAACUCCAACCAGAAGAGACUGAGAGAGAAAGUCAAGUUAGCAGAGAAACGUUUUAAUGCCUUCAUCAUCCAGAACUUCACUGGAUCAGAAACUCCAAACCAGAAGAGACUGAGAGAGAAAGUCAAGUUAGCAGAGAAACGUUUUAAUGCCUUCGGAAUUUAUAAUAAAUCUUAGUGAAAAUUUUACAAAAUUGAAUAAAUAUAAUGUAAAUAUAA